AAACAGGCUAUUUACUCCGUUUAGAUUCAAAAUUUUCAUGUAUUAAUGAUUUUUUUUUGGUUAAAAAGGUCAAUUCCUUUCUUCCAAUCUUCUUUAAGAAAUGUUUGGAUUUCCCGCUUAAGUGAAGGCAAUGAGAAAGGAAUCAAGAAGAACAGGUGAAGUAGAAUGUCCAAAAACACCAGCACCAUGGACGACGUCGAUCGAUUGUUUCAAUGUUUCAAGUGCGGCAUCUCUCCUCCCCGAUCUGCUUUCCGAGAAAGGAAAAGAAGCAGGAGGAAGUUGAAGCAGGAGAGUUCAGUGCAGAAGGUCUCUGCAUCUCCUGCUACUCCUGGUCUAGAACCACCAGGAAAGAGGCAGGAAAAUGCCACAGAUGCACAGCUCUCCGCGGAGGGAUGUAGUUCAACAGCAGUUAAGCUAAACAAAUUGUCCCGUGAGAAACAGAUUUCUCCAGUUGUGUUUUAUGGGUCCCCACAUGGUGUUCCUCCUAAAAGACCACUAAUUAAGGACGUAUGGGCAACAUUUCCAAGGCAGGAAGAAGCAAUGAAUUUUGCUAAAGCACAUAAAGAUGUACAUGUAUUCAGUUAUCAAGAUCACUUUAGUGGGCAGAGAAGAUUUCUUGUUUCCACUUACAAGGAAUUUUGGAGAAGGUACAAAAGUAUGAACCCGAAAUUUUGCCACCAUUAUGAAGUGAUUCAAGAGUGUUUACCAUGCCACCUGUACUUUGACUUGGAAUUCAGUAAGAGACACAAUGCGGGAAAAGAUGGAGAUGAAAUGGUUGAUCUUUUGAUUUCAGUCAUUCUGGAAGCUUUAGUUGAAAAAUACUCUAUUGAAGGAAAUUUGGAUUGGAUAGUGGAGCUUGAUUCCUCUACAGAAGACAAGUUUUCUCGUCACUUGAUCAUUCGCAUACCGAAGACUGCUUUUAAGGACAACUCACAUGCUGGUGCAUUUGUAGCAGAGAUAUGCUCACGUAUAGCAAGUGCAAGGGAGAGAGAUGGAAGAUUUGAAAAAUUAUUUGUUAGAAAAGAUUCUAGUUCUGCUGAGUCACCAAGUCAACUUUUUGUGGACACAGCUGUCUAUUCUAGAAAUCGUUGCUUUCGAUUGGCUCUAUCAUCAAAGGCGGGAAAGACUUCUUUCCUCUUACCUACUGGUCGUUUUAAAUGUAAGGACAUGUGUGAAGAAGACAUGUUCAUGGUGUCCUUAAUCUGCAACUUGGAUGUUGAUUGUGAGAGACUCCUAGUCUGCAAAAUGGAGUUAGAUUGUGUGAAGACCUUGCAUUUUGAUACAGAGGUAGCUAGUAAUUCUGGAAGAUACUCUAGAGUUUCUCAAGAAUUCUUAAUAAAUGCUUGCAAUGAUGUUUCAACAACGUACUUAAUGGGAAAGUCACCAUUUCCAGCUUUGGAAAAGUUUAUAGAAUCCAUUGCCUCUACAGGAAAUGUGCCAGGUAAAAUACGAUGUUGGUAUUGGUUCUCGGAGUAUGAACUGAUUAUCUACAGCAUGUCAAGAAAUAGAUACUGUGAGCGAAUUGGUAGGGAGCAUAAGAGCAAUCAUGUGAUGUAUGUUGUUGAUCUCAGAAGGGCUAUUUUUUAUCAGAAAUGUUAUGAUCCAGACUGCAAAGGCUAUCGAUCUCCAUUUCGUCCAGUCCCAUUGGAUUGCCUGCCUGAUUCUUCAUCUUUCUUUGAUUCAAGAGAGAAAGAUGAUGGUGGAGGAGGGUUAACAACUAAUAACCUUGGAUACCAAUUUGUUAACAAUGAUGAGGAACAGGUCUUGCUUUAUGAUGAUGAGGAUGACAUAGAUUGCUGUAAUAGAGAUUCCUGGUGGCUUGAAGCUAGUAAAGUUGCUGAUGUCAUUGAAAAUAAGGCAGAAGCAUUAGCAAUCAUGAGCAAGGAGAAUGUCAAUGAUGAUGAAGAUGAUGAGUGGUGGAUGGCUGCGGAGAGAACUGCAUCUCAGGCUGAACUUUGUCAGGUGGUACUUUGGGUUAACUUGCGCGCCUUGACCAUCGACCACGUUAGGCAUGAGGCUGGAAGAUCUCCAUUGAACUUGAGCAUUUUAGAAACAUUACAAAGCGUGCAGAAUUUGAACUUUGAAGUUCGAAGUUUCCAUGAAUGUCCCUACCUACCCAUGAUUGAACCUACAUAAACCGCCAAAGUCUUGGUCUCCUUAUUUUUCUUUCUUCUCAUUGUUUAUUGGUUAGAGCUUAAUUAAAUUGUUUAUACCAU
Rubroshorea leprosula is the source of this 2216-nucleotide messenger RNA. Lineage: Eukaryota; Viridiplantae; Streptophyta; Magnoliopsida; Malvales; Dipterocarpaceae. The record is from the annotation of a GenBank genome assembly.